Messenger RNA from Iphiclides podalirius (scarce swallowtail), 792 nucleotides. Lineage: Eukaryota; Metazoa; Arthropoda; Insecta; Lepidoptera; Papilionidae. The record is from the annotation of a GenBank genome assembly.
AUGCUCUUUGAUCAGUUUUAUUUACAGCUUCAAGAGAGCAAGGAAAAUGACGAAUGUCUGGAUUAUGUGGAGAAUAUUGAUGCAAGUACAGAGGACAAAUUUGAGAUGACCAUCAAGAGCUAUGUUACAGAGAAAGAAAUCGAAAAUUAUCUCCAUCAGUGUUGGAGAUACAAUUUUGUUCAUAAACAGUCUGACAAUAAAGACUCAAAUGACAACAAUAAGUCGCUGUCGCCCGUCAAGAGUCCGAUAACUCUCCACACGUCCUGGUGUCUGGUCUGCGGCAAGCCGGAUCGUCUCCGCCAGUGCCCCAACUGCCCCUCAUCCUUCCACCUGCCGUGCCGUAGGGAAUGGCUGAUCACUAUAAUUCAUCGCAAAAACCCACCACAGAAAGCCAAAAAGCAGGCGAUGUUUGUUGAGAAGAUAUUAUCGAGCACCCGUACCAUAUGCUCCGUGAUAAAGGAAAAAGAGAACAUUGAACUAUGCCCGAGUUGUAUGUGGGGUCCUCGUGUUGGGUACGACGACGUGGUGUGGCACAAGCUGGGCUCUUGCCCGUGGUGGCCGGCGCGCGUGCUCACGCCGGGGUCAACGCCCUCUUGUCUCCUUGCACGCACUCACUCCCACCACCACUGGCCGCUCAAGUACUACGGUACGCAAAACCAUUCUUGGGGCGAAAGCUCCAGGAUGUGCCUGUUCCUGCCGAGCCACACUGCCGCGCUGGACGCUGCACGCGACCCCACAUUGCAGCAAGCCGUGCUCGACGCCUGCGACGACUAUAUCGCAGUCUACCUCACC